ACAGUGUGUCCCCCGCAGCCCGUUUCACCAGCCGUCCUGUAUUGCAGGAGGCCGGCAUCUUCACUAUGGGCCCCCGGCUGUGAUAGCUUGCAGCUUCACAGCCGGGUACCCACUGUGCAUGCGCAAGUAGCGCUGCGCUUCAUGAAUGGUCCUGUAGUCUUCUGGGACCUGUCACAUGUCCCAAAAGACUACAGGGAGGGAGGACACCUUCCGCUUCCGAUCGCCUAGGCCAAGGGCCCUGGAAGUGGGAGCAGGUGACUGUCAAAUUUGGGUAAGGUA
Messenger RNA from Staurois parvus, 279 nucleotides. The record is from the annotation of a GenBank genome assembly. Lineage: Eukaryota; Metazoa; Chordata; Amphibia; Anura; Ranidae.